Messenger RNA from Carassius gibelio (silver crucian carp), 2739 nucleotides. Its product is annotated as mitogen-activated protein kinase kinase kinase 8-like. Bases 707 to 2092 code for a protein of 461 amino acids. Lineage: Eukaryota; Metazoa; Chordata; Actinopteri; Cypriniformes; Cyprinidae. The transcript is spliced from 8 exons. The record is from RefSeq and is a predicted model, not a curated record. Gene Ontology annotation, molecular function: protein kinase activity; ATP binding. Gene Ontology annotation, biological process: protein phosphorylation.
AUUCAUUUAGUAAAUACUUUUUCUAUAUGAGUCACGUCAGUCGAGUAACGUUACAUUUCAUUCACAAGUGACAUACGAUUUACGAAAGAUUCGUUCACUGACUCGUUCAGUGAUCAUUCAUUUCUGCAAGUGUAACGUUACAAGUUGUGAUGUUACUUAACUAAAACGAUUUACGUAUCUGAAAGAUUCGUUUAAAACAUCGAUUCGUUCGUGAACAAAACGACACACAUUCUGCUGCGGAGUCUGGACUUCACUAAUUUGAAUACACUUUUUGAGACCGACAAAGAGCAAUAACGUUUUUAAGCUCAUAUAUCAAAGGGCACAAGCGUGUGGGUGCUUCUUUAUACCGGUUCAUACUAGUUUAGCUUUUCUUUGCUACCGCAAGGUUGUUAUAAUUACAAGACUGUGCAACAUUUUCUCUUGCGUAUCAUCAUGAAGAUGAAAGAGAAUGACAUCCUUCUUCUGCCACGGAACAUUCUGAUAGGGGACUGUGGCAAAAUUAAAGCAGAUACGUGACCUCUCAAUGAGAAAAUACCUCUCGCUGGAGAAAACGAAACCGCAGCUGACGUAGGCGCCGAGCGGAGGCGUAGCUCACACUCCUCUCGUCUUCGAGCGUCUGUCUCGGAGCUUCAGUUCAGCGGGACAUGGACAACCAGUGAGCACGUGCCCUGCUCUUAUCACACUGACCGAGAGGAUUCAAUCAAGGAUGGCGUACGAGAAUGAAAAUGCGGGUAUAGAACUGCUUCUUGCUCACAUGAACAUUGAAGACUUCAUCCAAGAGGAAGAUAAUUUCUACUGUGUUGGCGAGGAGGUGGAAUCGGGAGUUUCGUUUGAGGAAAGUUUCUCACAAGAAGAUAUGGAUGAGACUGAGGAGACGCCACAGGAUUUGAGCUCACAUGUGCAAAAUCCCGGAAAGGUCCGUUACGGGACAGCGUCCGACCUCCUGGACUUUGUAAAUAUGGUUUCAAACACACUGUCCUCCUCGCUCUUAGAGGUGGGAGAAGAAAUGGGGGUUCUGCUCAACAAGACAGACAUGGUCAUUAAGGAUGGGCAUUAUCGCAUUGAUUUGGACGUCCUUCUGUUUCCGUGGAAACUAACAUACAAGCCCCCAGGCCCUGGAUAUGUUCCCAAAGGCUCAUUUGGGAAGGUCCAUCUGGCUCAGGACACCAAAACUCGGAAGCGAAUGGCAUGCAAACUAAUUCCUGUGGAACAUUUCAAGCAUGCAGAGGUGGAAAUCCAAGCCCGGUUCCAGCACGAGAACAUAGCACAGCUGUAUGGGGCCUUGCUGUGGGAACAGACCGUGCAUUUGUUCAUGGAAGCGGGUGAAGGCGGCUCGGUUCUAGAGAAGCUGGAUAGCUGUGGUCCAAUGAGAGAGUUUGAGAUCAUUUGGGUCUCUCAGCAGGUUUUGCGAGGCCUGGAGUACUUGCACUCUCACAAGAUUAUACACCACGACAUCAAACCCAGUAAUAUUGUGCUGAUGUCUGCUAAAGCCGUGCUGGUGGAUUUUGGGCUGACAGUACAGAUGAAGGAUGAUGUAUAUAUUCCUCGCGAUUUACGUGGCACAGAGAUGUAUAUGAGUCCAGAGCUAGUUUUAUGUCGAGGACACAACACAAAGACCGACAUCUACAGUCUGGGAACCACAAUCAUACACAUGCUGAGUGGAAGUCCUCCAUGGGUUAGGAGAUAUCCCAGAAGUGCCUAUCCCUCAUACCUUUACAUAAUCCACAAACAGGCCCCUCCUCUGGAGGACAUACCUGAAAGCUGUAGCCCCGCGAUGAGGAGACUCCUGGAGCACGCGCUCGAUAGGGUCCCCGCGCGGAGGAGCUCUGCCACAGAAUUACUGAACGAGGAGGCCCUCCAUCCUUCUCGGGAGGACCAGCCACGCUGUUGGAGCCUGGACUCGGCACUGGAAGAAGGCACACAUCCAAUGCUGCGACAGCUCAGUCAGUUUUCAGACAGCACCCAAGAUUCGUCCUUGUACACCGAGGAUUCUGGGCACUCGAAGAAGAAAGGUUCCCUCCAUAUAGAUCUGGGCGCCUUGGCUGGCUACUACAGUCUGGUUAGAGGGCCACCAUCUUGUGAAUAUGGCUAGUUAAGGUGGAUUUUUGCUAAAAUCCACUGGAUUACUUGUAUAGUUUGCAUUCAUAUAUAAGCUGUAAGAAUUGUGGAGCUAAACUCAUCAAUCUGAUGAUUGAGCAUAUAUGGUCCCAAAUGAGGACAGUCUACACAGAUUGGAUAGUGAUUGGACGUGAAGAGAAGACGGUCCUGAGGUGUUUAUAUUGUUUGAUGAACAGUUUGUGAGGAGUAGUUUUGUUAAUGCAGUUCUUUGUCUGUGUUAUGAGAACAUGAAUAUAUAUGACAAUAUACUGUAUUUGAAAUGCAUACUAGGGAUGCAACAAUAUAAAAAUCUGACCAAUACAGAUAAGCAGAAAAAUAUUUGUAUAUUAUGACUGCUGAAAAUAAAUAGCUGAGUAUAUGUAUGCACCUUUUUCUUUAAACAACAACAACGUUAAAUUUAUUUAGGCAUCACAUUAUAAAGUAUGAGAAAUGCAUAUUCUACAGUAUGAAAAAUGCAUAUUAUAUAAUAUAUAUACUACAGCUAAUUGCAGAUCACCGUAGCUGUGCUAGGUGCAUUGAUUAUGUAUUCCAUUUCUGAUCACAUAAGGGCAGGCCCUAAUGAUAGUAAAUCUGUGCUUUAAAAUAUGUUGAAAUAUUCAUUAAAAUGAUUAUUAUGCUAGA